Messenger RNA from Aspergillus glaucus CBS 516.65, 680 nucleotides. RefSeq lists its product as uncharacterized. Lineage: Eukaryota; Fungi; Ascomycota; Eurotiomycetes; Eurotiales; Aspergillaceae. Bases 70 to 663 code for a protein of 197 amino acids. The transcript has a single exon. The record is from RefSeq and is a predicted model, not a curated record.
GUCAUCCAAACCCCCGAGCUCUACUAUUGAGAGGCUACAAAGCACCCCCAAAGCACCUCCGAUGCAGCCAUGAUGAUUGAACCAGACAGAAUCCGACCCGGUAAAGGCAUUAUGAUCGACCAUGAGAUGGAGAUGUUCUUUCUAGUCUCCCCUCAGAAUGAACCCGCGAAAUUAAAAGCAGCCGCAUGCCGUUGCCUAUCACAAGGCUCUUCCGCUCGCUCUCGCUUUUCCUCGAUUCCAAGGUGUCAAUGCAUUCUGGGAAAACCGCGCACCGAUGAUGCCAGUCGCGGCCCCCUCGAAUCACUCACUAUCCCUUUCGGACACAAAGGGCUCUCGAUGGUCUCUCUUAGAGCGACGAUAACCACCCUAGCUCUUGCUUUUGACCCGUUCAUAUAUCAAAUACUCACUUAUCCCCUCCGAGAGGUUCCAAUUGCUACUAGUCAUGCAGAGGCCAAACAAUCUGUGUCACUCUUCGUUGACUUGGACAUGGAUGCAGAGCCAGCUGACGAUUAUAUUACGGCCAGCGGCACAGUAAUUCACUCUGAAGUUCAAGUUGCGGUCAAGUGGGAAUGGCUCAGUCUACCUGCUGCACUCCUCAUGCUGAGUCUCAUCUUCUUCAUAUCUACAGCCUUAGUGAAUAGAACAGAGAAGCUUGCUUUGUGAAAGUUGACUAUUUUCGC